AUGGUGUUCAAGAUUGGAAAGGGAACGGAAGAGGUCUUUGCGCUGCUAGUUCGCCAGUCCCAUCGUGGUGGCGGGAGUAUACUUUGGCAGUUGACAGCAACUCUGUGUUGCGGUGCUCGCUGCUGCCGUAGUUGCUGUGGUGAUUGUUGCCGUCCACAUCACUCAUCCUUCCAAGACCUCGCCGACGAUUUCGACGACGACGACAACGCAGACGUGCCUAUAUCACCGGGUUAUUCAAGCGACAUCCCAUCAUCGACAUCGCACUCGCGAUUGCCCUCUACCAGCUCGAGACGGUCGUCGUGCGGUGAAUCGCGUCGUGGAUCUACACCAGUGUCGGAGUACUCGAGUUCAGGCUACCGCCGGGGUAGUAGUACCCCGGUGCCUGUUAUUGACAUGAAACCUAUUGAGUUCUGGCCCCCUAAUACGAGCCAAGAACCUGUUCAACCGAGGCCACUGACCAGAAGGUAUACGAGUGAUCUAUCAUCUUUCGGCGAAGCAGAUAAGAUAGAACCAAAACUAUACGAAGUGAAUGAAAACGAAGAAGACUUGACGGACGAAGAAAAGGUUGCUAGAUUCAAACUUGGCAAGAUCCAUUUUGCCCUCAAGUACGAGGUGAAUGAAGGAAGGUUGAACGUCCGCAUUAUCAAGGCAAGGGACCUUCCACCACCUAUGUUUUACGAUUCCUCUAAGCAAGACUUAUCACAUUCCAACCCCUAUGUCAAAAUAUGCCUCUUGCCAGAUCAGAAGGAUGCCAGGCAGACCUCGGUCAAACGGAAAACACAGAAUCCAAACUUUGAGGAGAGUUUCUGCUUUAAUAUCCCUCACCAAGAGGCACAGCGGAGGAUGUUGCUUUUGAGUGUGCAAGACUUUGAUAAGUUUUCCAGACAUUGUGUUAUAGGACAGCACACCGUUCCUCUAGCGGGCCUCAACUUGGUGAAAGGUGGACAUUACUGGAAACCUCUUCAACCACCAAAUCAGAAUAACCCCGGUCGUGGGGAGAUACUUUUAUCUCUCAACUAUCUACCCAGCGCAGGUAGACUCAACGUUGACGUCAUCAAAGCAAAACAGCUGCUACAGACCGAUAUAGUUGGAGGUUCAGAUCCCUUCGUAAAGCUUCAAAUGAUUAGCGGUCAGAAAGUGGUAAAGACCAAAAAGACUUCCACCAAAAAGAACACCUUAGAUCCUGUCUUCAACGAGACCUUCAGUUUUCACGUGACACCGUCAUCACUGAAUGACGUCAGCUUACUGGUAUCUGUAUGGGACUACAACACAAAGAGCAGGGACUACUUCACUGGACAGAUCAUCAUGGGCAAGUUUGCCUCAGGUCAUAGUGAGGUCACACAUUGGCAACGCAUGCACAGUUCACAACGAACUCCGGUGGCUCAGUGGCACACUCUGAGGACACGUGAAGACUGUGAGAAGGUUUUACCACACGCCAUGAUGGUAUCGUGAUAGGAAGCGUAAUAAUCCGGGGACUCUUUCACAAUGUGAUUUUUAAGUCAUGCUGUAGUAACAACGCGCAGUUAAUAAACGUGUAAUGUCAGUGGUGAACUCGCGGUAGUGCGCGUCUCCCGCGCAUGAUCUGACCAAUGCGGGGAUGCGUUAUAUAUCACGCGCACAACUGGAAAAUUUAAGUGUGAUUUAGAGUCGCAUCUUAUUCUAUGUGAAACAGGGAUCCUGGAUGAUACUGAGUUGGGAAAGUGCAAUGGAUCGAUAGCUCAGGUGACACUAUUCGCAGAGGUAAUAUUUUGUCAAUGAUGAGGACACAAUGGAAAGAAGAUUCGAUGUUGAAUGGAAUGAGUACAGGUAACACAGAGUAGAGGUCAAAAUUUAAUGGCACUGACGAUAAAAAAUGUCUUUAUCGAAACUUAGAAGUCAUUUGGUACCCUGGUAUUAUAUUCCACGGCAGAUAAUAAAACACUUAUAACCACAUGACGAGAUUUAAAAAAAUCGUGGCGACAAGAAACAACUAAGGCAAUUGGAAAGUGUGCAAAAUGGUGUAUCACCACAAAGUUUGUUACUGGACGGUGCACGUAAAACCACAUAAACGACAAUUGAUGAAUCCACUGAUCUGGUACAAUGUGACAUUUCCCUCCAAGGGUAAUGUUUUUGCAACCCGGCGAUUCGAAUAUUGUCUAUUAUUAAACAAAUUUCUAAAACACCAUCAAGAUACGACUGUACACAUAAUUAUAACGCUAGUGUCAUAUGAAUAGUGUAAUGUGACACUGUGCAUGAUGAAUUGUAUUCAAUAGAGAGGUUUGUGUCAACAGAAUAUCUUCAGGUACAUUAUAAAAUAAUAAUGUUUUUUUUUAAAUGCUUAAUGUAGGAACACAUGCUCUUAAAAUGUAUUUUUUAUGAAAAGGGUAGAAUGAUGCAUUCUUUUUGUACUUUACAUUUACUACAGUCAACACAAGCUGGUAGUUCUAUGUUUCUUAUAAAAUGGUGUUUUUUUUUUUUUUCUAAAUUGUUAAUAAGAAGAUUACUCCGAUCAUCAUUCAAGUCAUCACGAUCUGCCAAAACAGACUUUACAAAUAUCCGUGACCAUGAUUAUAUUUUGGGAAAAAAGACAUGGUCUUGCAUAAUAUUUGACAAACUUCAGGCUACAGUUCCAAACCGACCGAUGCUAUAUCAUUUGUAAUAACGUUAACAAAAAUAUGUCGGUUUGGGGUGGAUUCGCCAGUUUGGCCAUUGACAUUUACUUACAGAACUGCCUUUUCAUUGGAAGCAAUAGGAUCGUAAAAAAUCUUGCCAAAUUAUUUUUAGAAAGUUAUUUUUUCUCACUAUCUAUUAUUUUGUCUCCACUUUUCUUCUUAAAUGUCUCUAUGGCAGUAGUUUGUUGGGAGAGUAAGAAAACGAAAUGAUAAAAUGCAAAUGUCUACAUGGUAAACUCCAUCGCGAGUUCUCGGGCUAGAUUAUGAUCUGUACUUUUCUGAAAGACGAUUGCCAGAAGAUAAUUGUCGCCCGUCAUGUCUUGCUAUUUUUCCUCGCACUCAUUAAAACGAUCUGAUUAUAGUGUUAUUGUACUCUAUCUCUCUCCAUGAAGGUUUCAUGAUAAUUAGGUGUAAAAAAUGACAACAGUGCUCGUACAAUUGGUAAAAGAGGUUUGCUAAUUUACCAAAAUUGAAUCUGUGAUAUGUGGAAACUCACACGAAAAUGUAAGAAAUGCUUAGAGUAAGUAAAUUGUGUAGUAAGUACGAAGAGUGAACUGAUACUGUAUUUCAAAGGGAUAAUACUUCCGAAGUAACAGAACCCCCUUACGAAUAUUAUAAAGGAGGAGAGGACUUUUUAAACGAAAGCUAGGGUUGUCCAAUUCCCCCUACCAGCCGC
Lytechinus variegatus (green sea urchin) is the source of this 3327-nucleotide messenger RNA. RefSeq names its product synaptotagmin-17-like (gene syt17). Gene Ontology annotation, molecular function: clathrin binding; calcium-dependent phospholipid binding; phosphatidylserine binding. Gene Ontology annotation, biological process: regulation of dopamine secretion; regulation of calcium ion-dependent exocytosis; calcium-ion regulated exocytosis. Gene Ontology annotation, cellular component: membrane. The transcript has 5 exons. Bases 1 to 1452 code for a protein of 483 amino acids. NCBI's taxonomy places the organism in Eukaryota, Metazoa, Echinodermata, Echinoidea, Temnopleuroida, Toxopneustidae. The record is from RefSeq and is a predicted model, not a curated record.